AUGUCGAACAAGAUUAAAGAAAAAAACAAGUUGAAAAAAAAAAAAGGAAAAAACGAUCCACAGCAGAAGAAAUUACAAAAAUAUAUGAACAAACUUUGGGGAUUUUCAUCAUCCGAAAAUGAAGAAGAAAAUGAAAAUGAAAAUGUAAAUGAAAAUGUAAAUGAAAAUGUAAAAGAAUAUGAAAAUGUAAAUGUAAAUGAAAAUAAGGAUGGUAAUAAAUAUGAUACAGAACAUAAAAGUAAAAAUAUAAAAAAUAAUGAUAAUCUAAUAAAUAUAAAUAUAAAUAAUAAUAAUAAUAAUAAUAAUAAAAUGGAAUAUAUAUUGAGUGAAAACCAUAAAAAAAAGGAUUAUCCUGCUGAUGGAGAUCUUAAUAUAUUAGUUAACGAUAAGAGAAAAAAAAAUAACAAGAAUAAUAAUAAUAAUAAUAUUAAUAGUACAAGUAAUGAUAAAAAUUUAUCUUUGGGAAUUGGAAAUAACAAAAAAAUUCAAGAGAAUCAUAAAAAACAUAAUAAUAAUAAUAAUAAUAAUAAUAAUAACGAAAAUACAGUAUUUACAAAAAACUCGACAACGAAAAAUCAUUUGAAUGAUAAAAAUUUAUAUAAAGAAAAGUUAAAAGAAAAAAAGAUUUUUAUGGACACAGUUCAUGAAAUAAGAAAAAUGACAUUACCAUAUCUUGAUAAAUUUCAAAGAAAAAAUGUUCAGAAUUUUCAAAUAAAAACACUUGGAGGCAAAUUUGAUAAAAGUUCAAAAGUACAUUAUACAGAACUUAUGUCUAGAAAAAAAUCAAUAAAAAAAUAUAUUCAGAAAAGAAAAGAAAAAGAUAAAAUUUUAGGAGUACAAACACAAACAGGAAAUUAUAUUGAUAUGCAGGAUGUUUUUAGAAAAAACAAGAAAAAAUAUAAAUCAAAAAAAAAGGAAAAACUCUUUUAA
Plasmodium reichenowi is the source of this 930-nucleotide messenger RNA. RefSeq lists its product as hypothetical. The record is from RefSeq and is a predicted model, not a curated record. Bases 1 to 930 code for a protein of 309 amino acids. Lineage: Eukaryota; Apicomplexa; Aconoidasida; Haemosporida; Plasmodiidae. The transcript has a single exon.